Messenger RNA from Rosa chinensis, 1776 nucleotides. RefSeq names its product WPP domain-interacting tail-anchored protein 1. The transcript is spliced from 3 exons. The coding region runs from base 202 to 1386 and encodes 394 amino acids. The record is from RefSeq and is a predicted model, not a curated record. Lineage: Eukaryota; Viridiplantae; Streptophyta; Magnoliopsida; Rosales; Rosaceae.
UUAGUUUGAUCAAAAUCUAAGAUCAGUAUUUAGAUUGCUCUCCAUCUUUGAGUAUGCAUGGCGUACCUUAUUAACCUUCAUUUUUGUCAUCAAAAAAAUAAAAAAUAAAAAACCUUCAUUUUCCUUGGAUUAUAUAUCAGAGCGUGAAUAAAGGCCGGCGGGCUUCGGACCACCAUGGUUGUUCUCAUGUAAAGCGUAUAUAUGAUAUAUCGCGUAAGAAAACGGAGCAGGGUGUAUGGUAGCCCUAGCCCUAAAGGCCGCUAUGGUGGAGGCCGUGGUAGGGUUCUUCCGAGGAGUCUUUUGGGUUGCAAUCUUUGCCAUGACUGCCGGUUUCAGAACCAUUUGAAUAGUUGCACAGUUAAAAUGGAUUAUGAUGCUACUCAUGAAGCAAGUGAUUUUGGCAACGAUGUUAAUAUUGACGUCCCAGUAGUAGAAUCAAAUAGAGUUGAUAGUCUUGAAAAGGUUUCAUUUGAUGGCAUGGUUAUAGAAGAAUUACAAAAUCUGGGCGAGGUUAUAACUGGAGUUGAGUUGGAUCUAGCAUGUGCUUAUGAGAAGUUGCUUAAUUUAAUUGGUUUUAUGAUGCAUGUGGCAACCAAGGAGAGUGACUUUGAUGCCUUUAUAUCCGAUGAAGAGCAGACAAUAGUUGGUUCUGUCGAGAAGGCUCUAGAGUUCACUCUCUUGUCUGGAAUAUUAGACUCUGAGGUAGGUGAAUUGGAUAAGGUCAUAGCUUUACUUCAAAUGGAAAUUACGGCUGCGCAAGAGCUAUUAUCUUUAUAUACAUACUUAGGAGAAACAUUUACAGUAAUAGAAGAAAAGCUGCAGGAUUCUGAGCAGUCUUUGAAGCAGUUGCAAGAACAAAUCUCUGAAAUCAGGAUGCAAUCUCUGAAGUUCCAGAGGACCCUUUCAUGCUUCGAUGGAGAAGAAAAUUGGAAUAACAACAAAGGAGUACUGGGCCAUUUAGAAGAUGAUAUAUUUUCAAGCAAGAAUGUACUAAUGAAAAUGCAAACUGUUAAACAUCAGAGACAUAUUUUGAGGAUGCUAGAUAAAUCUUUGGCAAGAGAAAUGGAUCUUGAAAAGAAAUUGACUGAAUCAAAACAAAUUGAAGAGGAUCUAAAACUGAGACUACUCUCUUCAGAACAAGAGGCAUAUUGCAUGGAGGAUGAAAUCAGUGAAAUGAGAAAUGUUGUUACAGAUCUGAAAGAAAAAGAAUCAAAAGUUGAAGAUAGGGCUCGGAAUGCAGAAGCCAAAUAUAAAUUAUUAGCAGAGACCAACACAGAACUUAAUGAAGAGCUCAGACUUCUUAAGACACGGUUAACAGAAUUGACAUGCGGUUGCAACAUGCCGUGGCAACUGUUGAGGCUAGGUAGGAGAAACAAAACAUGUUGAAUUCGACUAUCAUACAUAUGGAAAAUGUGAUAAAGCAUCUAAAGCAGGAGGUUUCAAAAGCUGAAAGUCGGGCUGAUAGUGUAGAGGACAAGUGUAUGAUAGUGUUAAUUAGAAUCUAAUGCAGCACUAAAUGAGGAAGUAAACUUUCUGAUGGAUAGAUUGAAACGCGUGGACGCAGCUUUCCAUCAAGCUAAGGAAGCAAAAUUAGCUACUGCAACUGAUAUUGCACUCCGGUCAAAAGUUAUUACAGACUAGAUUGUGCAACUUGCUUUUGAAAGACAACACUUUCUUAAGCAGGUCUCUACCAUCUUAUUAUAUCUUAUUAAUAUUCAAGUUCAGGAUUGGAAUUUGACUAUCAAGUGGAAAACAUAUAUUCUUUUGCUGUCUAUC